This is a messenger RNA of Aspergillus pseudotamarii, 7323 nucleotides long. Its product is annotated as type I polyketide synthase. The transcript is spliced from 8 exons. The coding region runs from base 1 to 7323 and encodes 2440 amino acids. The record is from RefSeq and is a predicted model, not a curated record. NCBI's taxonomy places the organism in Eukaryota, Fungi, Ascomycota, Eurotiomycetes, Eurotiales, Aspergillaceae. Gene Ontology annotation, molecular function: oxidoreductase activity; fatty acid synthase activity; 3-oxoacyl-[acyl-carrier-protein] synthase activity. Gene Ontology annotation, biological process: secondary metabolite biosynthetic process; fatty acid biosynthetic process.
AUGGAGGAUGCUGUCGCCAUCGCAGUGGUCGGACUCUCCUUGGGAUUUCCCCAAGAUGUAACGACAUCAGAUGCCCUGUGGGAGCUGAUGUGGAAUAAAAGAAACACGGCGACAAAAGUCCCAUCAGAGCGACUGAACAUUGACUCCAUCUAUCACCCGGAUCGACAUCGACGUGGCCAGGUCCCGGUGAGGCAUGGACAUUUCAUGAAUCGCGAUCUCGCGGCUUUUGAUGCCGCCUUCUUCGACACGUCCAUGCCAGAUGCUGCGAGCAUGGAUCCGCAACAACGCCUACUCCUAGAGUAUGCCUACACAGCGCUAGAAAAUGCCGGUCUACCAAUGGAGAAAGCUGCAGGCACGAAGACCUCGGUAUAUACCGGCAGCUUUUCAACCGAUUGGAUGCAAAUGCAGUAUAAGGAUUCGGAAGAGUCCACGACGACAACAGCACUUGGUGUACAGGCAUCGUGCAACGCGAACAAGAUUAGCUGGUUUUUUAAUUUCAAAGGGAACAGCGCCAAUAUAGACACAGCUUGUUCCAGCAGCUUGGUGUGUCUGGAUCUAGGCUGUCGUGAUCUACAGUGUGGGAGACAAGAUAUGAGCAUUGUAGCGGGGUCCAACAUCAUGCUGUCACCAGACAACCUACACUCCUUGAGCAACCUCAACAUGCUGUCCCCCGACGGGCAAUGCUAUAGCUUUGACUACAGAGCUAACGGGUAUAGCCGAGGAGAAGGCGUUGCCGUGCUUGUUCUCAAACGAGUGACCGACGCGAUCAGGGACAAUGACACCAUCCGUGGAAUCAUUCGCAGUACAGGGUGCAAUCAAGACGGACGCACCUCAAGUCUCACGCUCCCGAGCUCCGAAAUGCAGGCGAGAUUAAUCCGGGAUACAUAUAUAAAUGGCGGACUCAGCAUGGAACCAACGCGAUACUUCGAAGCCCAUGGCACUGGCACUCCUGUGGGAGACCCAACCGAGGCCAAAGCAAUCGGGUCGGCAUUUGGACAGGUUAGAACUCUAGACGACCCGCUGUGGGUUGGAUCCGUGAAGAGCAAUAUUGGACAUUUAGAGGGUGCCAGUGGCAUCGCCGGUGUCAUUAGGGCGAUGCUCAUCCUGGAGAAGGGGAUCAUCUCGCCGACUGCGAAUAUCGAGAAGGUCAAUCCAAACAUUGACUGCAGUUCUCUUAAGAUCCAGUUUCCCCUGCGGCCUACGCCAUGGCCAACCAAGGGUCUUCGACGAGCUUCUGUCAAUUCGUUUGGCAACUCUGGAACAAAUGCACAUGUUAUUCUUGAUGAUGUUUUCCAUUUCUUAAAGGAAAAUCAACUAUCGGCGCAACAUCUGACGGUGCAAGAUCCGCCGACCAGUCCUGUUCUCCAACAAACUUCAAUCAACAUCUCCCGCUCGCUGCUGCACAAAUCCCCCAAUUCAUCUCCCAAGGAGAACCGACCAAGACUCCUAGUCUUCUCUGCGAACGACGAAGCGGGAGUCCGCCGACAGGCAACGGCAUACGCCGAAUACUUCACCAAAUUCGCCGACGCCCUGGACUCCACCUAUCUAGACCAUCUGGCUUAUACAUUGUCAUCUCGCCGAAGUUCAUUGCCAUGGAAAGGCACGGCAAUAGUAAGUUCCAUGGAAGACAUGACACAAAUCGACCGCACGAUUGUCCCCGCGGUGAGAUCGAAAUCCGACCCAGGCCUCGUGUUCGUCUUUGCCGGCCAAGGUGCACAGUGGGCGGGAAUGGGACGUGAUCUCAUGACGCUCUUCCCAGAAUUCAACCAAAGCCUAGAACGGUCGGAACAGGCCUUACUGGGGCUCGGUUGCUCAUGGCAUCUGCGCGAGGAGAUUAUGCGACAACAGGACUCCAGGAUCAAUAGCCCGGAGCUUGCUCAGCCCUGCUGUACCGCCAUUCAGUUGGCAUUGGUGGACCUCCUGCACAGCUGGAAUGUCCAUGCAUCGGCAGCCGUGGGCCAUUCAUCUGGCGAAGUUGCAGCGGCGUAUUGUGUGGGAGCUCUGUCAGCUGGUGCAGCUUUAAAGCUUGCAUACUAUAGAGGUGCUGUCUGUUCGGUUCUGGCAUCGGGUGAGUUGGGCUUGGAAGGGGCCAUGAUGUCUGUUGGGCUCUGUGAAGAAGAUGUCCAGCAAUAUUUAGAUGAGCUGGCGCUUCAAGAUGGCAACGUCGAGCUGGUCGUGGCCUGCAUUAAUAGCCCAUGCAAUGUCACAGUCUCCGGUAACACUCACCAGAUCGCCGCUUUGAAGGCGAGAUUAGACCAGAAAGAAAUAUUUGCUCAGCAGCUGCCCGUCAACGUUGCAUAUCAUUCUCCCCACAUGCUGCGCGUGGCAGAUCAAUAUCGGGAGGUCAUAAAAGGUCUCGAGUCUGGGACUCCGCUCUCAUCCAAGCCAGGAACUGUGAUGUUCUCGUCGGUAACAGGGAAGCAACUGUUCCCAAGCGAGCUCCUCGAUCCGGAGUACUGGGUACAGAAUUUGGUGUCGCGGGUUCGCUUCAGGGAUGCAGUGGCCGCGCUGAUGGACGCAGCUUCUAAACAAUCCCACAGAAGACUCAACCAGAGUUGCUACAGCUAUUCCUCAUUUGAUAUAUUUCUGGAGAUAAGUCCUCACCGAAGUUUACACCGUCCACUUACGGACACGGUCCGGGAAUUGAGCGCCGUUCCCAUCAAAUACACUUCCCUGAUGGUUAGGGGAAAUGACGCAACUCUCCCCACAAUGCGUGUGCUUGGGGAUUUGGUAUGUCAUGGAUAUUCAGUGUGCCUGGACAGAGUAAAUCACCUCGAGCAAAAUCUGAACCAGCAGCACUACAUAGCCCUGCCCGAUCUACCCAGCUACGUCUUCGACCAUUCGCACAAGUACUGGAAUGAGUCCCGGUUGAGUGCAAGGUCCCGGCUAGGCGCGGUCGGUAAGCUGGACCUUCUGGGUAAGCCGGUGGUGGACUGGAAUCCACUUGAGCCUCGGUGGAAGAACUGUCUUCGCGGGUCCGAAAUGCCGUGGAUUGAAGAUCAUCUUGUAAACGGCGUGAUGAUCUAUCCCGGUGCAGGCAUGCUUGUCAUGGCCAUCGAGGCUGCAAACCAGAUCACUAAAAAGGCAGCCGGCGUGAUGGGGUUCGAAAUCUCAGAAGUCCACUUUAAAAAGCCGCUACACAUCUCCAAGGAGCCGGAAGGCGUUGAGACGCAGUUGAGUAUGCAUUUAGCCCAGGAUUCUGUCAUGCCUCUCAACCAACCAUCUGAGUUUCGGCUGUUUUGCUACAGCAAUAAUGACUGGCAAGAGUGCUGCCAUGGGUUUAUCCGUGCGAAAUAUCAGGUCUACGAGAAUCCAGUUACGCAGGAUGAUGACAAUGUGACCGAACUGGCAACGCGCCGCGACGUGGUCUCCUCGAUUGAAGGAUCUUGCCAGACACCCAUUGACCGGAUAAAUUUCUACUCCGGUCUAACGAACAUAGGAAUGGUCGAGGGCCCAGCCUUCUGGCGUGUCAAGGAAGGAUUCUAUGACGACCAAUACCGCGUCAGAGCGACAAUCGGGCUCUUCCGCUGGCCCGAAGAUGGCUUUCCACAGCCUCACGUUAUCCAUCCAACGUCCUUGGACAGUAUCUUUCACCUAGCACUCAUCGGAUAUUGCCAUAGUGGCAAAAGGACUAUUCCCACCAUGAUUCCUUCAUCUCUGCGCCGACUGUAUGUCAGCAAGACGGGAUUGAGCUAUCCAGAUGGUGACGAGGUCCAGGAGUAUACCUGGCCAGAAAUAUUAGACCGUCGUGGAGCGUGCUUCAGUGGGUUCGCUUUGAAUCAGAGUAAUGGUGCUUUGUCGGUGCAGUUUAGCGAGCUGAGAUUGACUACCAUCGCCAGCUCUAGAGAUGAUUCUGUCGCUGAUGCACUGGGCGGGCUCCAGCUGGCAUAUCAAAUACAGUAUCAGCCCGAGCCCGAUUUCCUGGACCCCAAAGAUGUGCUUCUGAAUUACAAACAUGCAUCUAGGUGGGACUCGUUAACAGUAGAACGCUAUAUCGAUAUGCUCGCCCACAAAAAUGGCGAUCUUCGCAUCUUGGAGCUGAAUGUUGGGGAUCGCAGCUCAACAAAAGCCUUGCUGCAUACCCUGUCCGUGUACAAUGAGGCCGGUGAAAUAGUCUAUCCCAGGUAUUCCUCGUUCACCAUGACUGCCACUUCGGUCGAUAUUCUCGAUCAGCGGAAAAUUGAUCUCCAUGGCUUUUCGUUCGUUAAAUUUGCCCUAUGUGACAUUUCUCAAGAUAUCGCCAGUCAAAAACAAUAUCUUGAAGGGCCUUACGAUAUAAUUCUGGCACCUGAUUCCGUACAAGGAUGCCUAAUGGCACUGCAUAAUUUGAAAAGCCUCGUGUCUCCCACUGGAAAAGUGUUUCUUUUCGGCGGGUCCAGCAAUCCGCAUUUGGCAGGGCAUGAUGUCCCAAAUUGCGAUAUCGUGCAGGGGCUUGCACCGAAUAGUGAUUUGCUCUACUCCGGCUUGGAGUUGCAAAAUCCCAAGUUCAAGAAUGUGCCGGACCCUCUUGUGCGUGUCUACCAUGGCGGAUUCCUCGAUUCUCAGACCCGAGAGAUCGAUAAGCCAGUAUUUCUAAUCAUGGAUGCGGAAUCGACGGUGCAAACGCAGGUUGCCGGUUCCUUAGCUACGCAUUGGGCGCGUCAGCACAGUUUCACCGUUCAAAUGGGAAGCUUAGAGGAGGCACUGGCCAUGUGGUCUAUUGAAAAUCUCAUCUUUGUGGUCUUACUAGAGCUAGAUCAACCUUUUCUAUACGAGAUUAGCUACGACACAUAUAACACUCUGAAUGCUUUUUUCCAGAAAGCUACACAUGUUCUAUGGGCGACGUUCGCUGGUGGAACCGAGGCAGGAAGGCCUGAAUACCAUCUUAUUCAUGGCUUAGCUCGCGCUCUUCGGCACGAGUACCCUCUGCUGAAUAUAACAGUUGCCGCACUCGAGGAGACAGGCACGAAGCAUCUGUCACAGUGGCACCUGCAGAUACUAACUCGUCUGCUCUUUGACAAGCACGCCAAUCCUAACCCGGCAGUGAUUGAUUCCGAGUUCCUCGAGUUGAGGGGAUAUUUACACAUUCCUCGAAUUGUCCCCUCUGCGAGCGUCACCCACGAACUGCACAGGAGAUGGCAACCUAGACACUCAGGUUUCAAACUAGUCAAGGACUGUCUGCCACUCGAGCUGACCUUAAGUUCUGUUGGUAUCCUAGACUCGCUCUGCUUUUCAGAAGAUGCCAAUGCUCACGCACCUCUGGCAGCUGACGAGGUGGAGAUUCAAACGCAUGCGAUCGGCAUGAACUUCCGCGAUCUUCUCAUCGCGAUGGGUCAGAUCCCCGAUGCGCCGAUGGGCCAGGAGUGCACGGGUGUUGUACUUCGCGCUGGCACGAGUGCAUCAUGUAGGCCAGGCGACCGGGUCAUUCUCGCCCACCCUUCGACGUUCAAAACGGUGGCCCGAGGCAAAAUGGCGAUUGUUAUACCAGACAACAUGCCAUUCACCACAGCAGCUGCCAUACCAGCCCAGUUCGGCACGGCCUGGGAGGCUGUCAAUUAUCUCGCGCGGUUAGAGAAAAACGAGACAAUAUUGAUCCACGCUGCCGCCGGUGGCACCGGACAGGCUGUGAUUCAAAUCGCUCAGUGCAUCGGUGCCACGAUCUUAGCUACGGUCGGAUCGACAGCCAAGAAAAAUCUUCUAAUGGAUCGAUAUGGUAUUCCAGAGAACCAAAUCUUCUACAGCCGAGAUACAACCUUCGUUGCGGGCGUCAAGCGCGCGACGGCCGGCCGCGGUGUGGAUGUGAUUCUGAACUCGCUAGCAGGAGACGGCCUCCUCGCUUCGUUGGACUGUAUUGCACCCGGUGGACGAUUCAUCGAGAUUGGCCGGAAAGACAUUGAUUCUAAUUCCCACUUGCCGAUGUCUGUGUUAAGCAAGAAUAUCUCAUUCAUUGUCUUCGACGGCUCUGUUUUCUUGCGUCGGCAUCCAUCGCGGUGCCGGAGCAAUCUUCAACUUUUGGUUGACAUGUUUACUCGACGGGAGCUUCACCCCGUGCAGCCAUUCCAUGUUUAUAAUAUUGGUGAGGUUGAGACGGUCUUUCGGAAGGUCCAGAUGGGUGAGAGUAUGGGCAAGUUUGUGCUUGAAGUGACUCCUGAAUCCCGGGUCCCGGUCACGCUUAAUACACGUCCAAGCUUCGAUAUGGACUCUGAUUCAACAUUCGUGCUAGCCGGCGGUCUUGGAGGCAUCGGACGUGCCGCAGCGCGAUGGAUGGCUGAGCGCGGCGCAAAGAACCUCGUCUUGCUUUCACGAUAUGGGCCUCGCACUAACGCUGCUACUGUUUUGGUUAAUGAGCUACGAACAAGGGGCGUUCGCGUCGAGACACCAGCCUGUGACGUGACGAACCUGGAGGUGAUGAAGGAGGUUUUUGGUCGGCUUUCCUCCGAGAUGCCACCUAUUAAGGGUGUGAUCCAAAUGUCUAUUGUGGCUAGGGACUGUCUCUUUUCCGAGAUGCCCUACCCCGAUUGGAAAGACGCCGUCAAUUGCAAGUCCCUCGGAUCGUGGAAUCUCCACAGAGUCCUCCCUCGCGGGAUGGACUUCUUCAUUUUGCUUUCCUCGGCGUCCGGCCUUGCCGGAAUAAAAGGCCAAGCGAACUACGACGCAGGGAACACAUACGAAGACGGACUAGCCCGCUACCGCGUCAGCCAAGGUGAAAAGGCCACUGCCCUGGACCUCGGAGCGAUGGUCGAUGAUGGGAUCCUGGCAGAAGAUCCUAGCCUGCUGCGUCGCGUCCUCGCAUACGGCACCCUCGAGCCGAUUACGCGGGCUAAGUUCUAUGGCAUUUUGGACUAUUAUUGUGAUCCAGCAAGGGACGUGGCGAGCCCGCAUGAGGCGCAGAUUGCGCUUGGUUUGGGGACCGGUGGUGGCGAGGGGCUCGAGAGUAUUGAUUACCAGAGGCAGCCUAUGUUGCAGCAGCUUAUGCUGGCCGGGAAUCGGCAACAGGUUGGGGCUAGUGCUAGUGUUAGUGCAGGGGGCACUCAGCAUGCUCUCAGUGAUCGAGAGCGUAUAGUAGCUUCAUCAUGCCCAGAAGAAGCGGCCCAAAUAGCUGCCGAGGCCAUUAUCAAAAAGCUGGCAAAAUCACUGAUCACCAUGCAGGAUAGCUCGUCGGUUGACCGUGAUCGACCAAUUUCGGAACUUGGAGUGGACUCCCUUCUGGGCAUUGAGUUGCGGAACUGGGUUGUAAAGGAGUUCAAGAUCGACCUUGCUGUUUUUGAGACUCAGGGGGCGGCCACACUGGAGACGUUGAGUCUCUUGGUUGCGCAGCGUUGUACUAAAGGAGGGGAGACAUAG